AUGGCUACCGACGAACCCGAACGACCGCAACACCAGCAACAACCACCAAACGAAGAACAACACGAAGGACACGAAGAAGAACACCAAGAAGAACAAGAAGAACAAGAAGAACAACGUAGAUCGACCGAGGCUACUCGCCAGCCGUCCCAGGAACAACAUGGUCCCGCUUAUAUCGAACCUGAAGACCUGACCGAUGGCGAUUCCGUCUAUGCCGGCUCGUAA
This is a messenger RNA of Aspergillus melleus, 222 nucleotides long. RefSeq lists its product as uncharacterized. The coding region runs from base 1 to 222 and encodes 73 amino acids. NCBI's taxonomy places the organism in Eukaryota, Fungi, Ascomycota, Eurotiomycetes, Eurotiales, Aspergillaceae. The record is from RefSeq and is a predicted model, not a curated record. The transcript is spliced from 2 exons.